UUCAGUGUGUCUGAGAGCGCUGUCGUCCCAACCGCCGGAAGUCUGCAUGAAGCUGCGUCUCCUACAGAGGCUACGGCGUCGACGUUUUUUUUUUCUGUCUUGGGGUUUUUUUUUUUUAUUCGAGACUUUUUUUUUCUCUUUUUUUAUUUUCUCUCAGCGAGAUGAGCAGGGAGCGAGGAAUGGAGGCGUAGGGAGCCAGGAUGUUUGUGUGUUUACUCAGCGACAAGCUAGUUAAGCUGUAUGAAUGUUCACACGGGCCUCCUUGUAGCUAAUGCAAGCCAGCGAACAAAAGGGAGAAAAUUAAUGGAGAAAACAUGUUGCCUAUGUGUCAGUGGGAGGUGAUGAGGAAGCAGAAGAUCAGAGAAAUAAUGGACGAUUCCCAUUUCAACUCGUCAUACUUUUGGUCUCCCGUCCCCACUGUACAAGGACAGAUCGAGAACGCCAUGUUCCUGAACAAGGCAAAGGAGCAGCUGGGUCCAGAGAAGGCCAAUGCGCCCUCCUUCCCUCACUCCUCUGCGUCUUCCACCUCCUCCCCCCACUACCCCACGGCCGUGCUCGCCAUCCCCGGGUCAAUGGACGCAGGGGCCGGCUUGCGGGUUGUGCCCAAACAGGAAGGAGGUGGUGGGAGUGCAGGAGGAGGUGGUGGUGGCAGCGCACCUUUAAGUGUGGUCGGGGGACACCUGCACCAGUCGCACACCUCCCAGAACAUCACCGUUGUGCCUGUUCCCUCUACGGGUAUCAUGACUGCAGCGGGUUUAGUGAUCACCACCCCUCAAGGCACACUGGUCCCCAAUGCCUCCACGCAGUCAUUUGUAGCUGGACCCCACACUGCCACCACCAUGAUAGUGUCUGCAUUGCACCCCUCAAAUACAGACAAGAAGGAGGACAUUGCUGUCCCCCCUGCAGUUGUCAUGCCGACGCCGUCAAAGCGAGGCAGGAAGAGCAAACAGAUGAUGGGAAGAGUGGCCGCUGGAGUGGGUGGGGUCCUCCCUCCAGGAAGCGAUGCAUUAAUAUUGGCGCACCUCGCUGCUAGUGGACAGCACCACACUGCUGACCCAUAUGACCUGUCAAAUGAUGAGGAUGAUCAUACCAACAAAGACGGCCCCAAGUCCUACAGGUGUCGGAUGUGUGCAGUGACUUUCUUCAGCAAGUCAGACAUGCAGAUCCACGCCAAAUCCCACACCGAGGCCAAGCCCCACAAGUGCCCCCACUGCUCCAAGUCGUUUGCCAACUCCAGCUACCUGUCCCAGCACAUCCGCAUUCACAGCGGGGCCAAGCCCUACACCUGCACCUACUGCCAGAAAACAUUCAGGCAGCUCAGUCACCUACAGCAGCACACACGAAACCACACUGAGGCCAAGCCCCACAAGUGCCCCCACUGCUCCAAGUCGUUUGCCAACUCCAGCUACCUGUCCCAGCACAUCCGCAUCCACACCGGGGCCAAGCCCUACUCCUGCUCCUACUGCCAGAAAACAUUCAGGCAGCUCAGUCACCUACAGCAGCACACACGGAUUCACACCGGUGACCGACCGUACAAAUGUAACCACCCAGGCUGUGAAAAGUCUUUCACUCAGUUGUCCAACCUACAGUCUCACCGUCGGCAGCACAACAAAGACAAGCCGUACAAGUGCCACAACUGUAACCGAGGUUACACAGAUGCUGCGAGCCUGGAGGUGCACCUUUCCACACACACCGUCAAACAUGCCAAGCUGUUCUCCUGUGGCCUCUGUAACCGAUCCUAUACCUCGGAGACUUAUUUAAUGAAACACAUGAGGAAGCACAACCCCGACCCGCUAACAGUGGCAGCAACAGUAGCUGCUCAGCAGGCCCAGGGCCUAACGCCAGGCGGAGGAGGUGGCAGGGGCCGAGGGCGUGGCCGAGGGAGAGGAGGAGGGAGCAGAGCGGGCCAGCUCCAAAGCCAGACCAAUCCUAACAACGCCAACCAGAACCCUAACAACCCUGGACCCCCAGGCAGCUACCAGUCGCACCAGCAGCCCACAGAAGCUGUGGUUCAAUGUCCAUUUGACAUGCAUCAGUACAAGACAGUGUCAGCCAGUGAGAUCCAGUACAAACCAGUCACUGUGGCGGACCUGCCAGUGGCCCACAAAGACCUCUGCCUCACCGUAUCUACAUCAGCCAUACAGGUGGAGCACAUGAACUCAUAGGCUGCGUCUUCCCACCCUGUUCAAGGAAUUACUAAUUGUGUCUGCAGUGUAAAAAGGUCCACAUGAACGAGUAUUUUUUUUAAUUCAGUAUUAUAUUCUUCUUAAGCAAGAAAAAAAUGGCUAGUAGGUGGGAAAAGGUAUCAUCUGGUUUGCUGAUGUAACAAGACACUCUGAGUGACAUUAUUUUGAAAGGGGAUGAUUGGGUAAUGUUUAAAGAUACAUCUAAAAUGUUAUUCACCCAAUGCCAGUUUUUUCCUUCAUUUUAAGAAGAUUUAAUUCUGAGUACAGCAUUAAAUUACUUGGUAGAACACAGAUAUUUUACAAUGAGCAAGUAUCUCUCAGUAGAAAUGCUGGUCUAGGACACAAAUAUAAGCGGUUCAUUCUUUCAUACAGUUUACCAAAAUCUAAUCUGAGAUCAAGUUUUGGCUUUUAUAUCAUAAAUGAUAUUGGGAUUAAAUCCAGUCUUUUUUAUUCUAAUUUCAAACUUUGAGUCAUUGGACCAGUCAUCAACUUACUUGCUCUGUAAAACUCACUGAUCCUAAACCAGCAGUCCUCUGAGAAACUUGACAAAAGAGGCCCUAUUCUUUUUUUAUUGCAUUGUUCGCAAUCGGCAUCAUCGGAGGAUGAAGGUGUAAAUUAUCUGUAAAAUAAUAAAUUACACUCUUCUCUGCACGUUUAUGGUCCAGAGAAUGAUGUAAUUUUAUGAGCACAUUCAGAUCACAUUAAUCUGAACAUUCUCCAUUAUUUAGUUCAAGCCAAAUCAAGAGGGAGAAACAAGACAAGGAAUCAGUGAUGAAAGACUGCAGGGCUUCAUAACAGCAGCUGAUACUGCUCUGAAAAAUGAGGAAGGACUAAGUAAAUAAGUUUUAAUGGCAUGUCAGCGUGCCGCGGACAAGAGAGGCUGAAUCAAAAAGGCUGCAAUGGAGCCUGAGAAAAAGACCACAAAAGAAGAGGGGCAGCAGAAAGAAAAGGAUGCGGUAUGAUGAGAUGAGGCUAGAACCUGGGAAUCUCACAAUGCUCAUUUGAAACACAAACAUGAUGUCCGUAUUUACAUCCACCUUCCCUCAGACAGCAAGGAGUCAAGGAACUAUUUCCUUGUCGAAGCCCAAAGUAUUGAACAAAAGAGACGGGCCGGUUCAAGAAUGCACUAAAUAUGAGGAAUCUGCAGCAGAGCGAGACGGAAACACGAAAGAGAAAAGAUGUCGGAAGGGGUGGGAGGAGUCAUAGAGAAAGCACUUGAUGAAGCUUGUACUUCAUGUCUAUGUUUGUCAUCAUUGUACUUUUUUUUUUUUUUAAUAUAUAUCGUGUAUGUAUUUUUCUACCAACAGAGGAACGUGUGAACAAACUGAGAGAGAAAGCAAAGUGAGUGCAUGAAUGUGAAAGGAACAGAGAGAAAAGUCCUUACAAAAUGUUUUGCCCCCCUUUUUUUUUGUUACUAUUCAAAGAAAGACAGUUUAUUAUCCCCCAAGGAGUAAAGACAGCCCAUCUCGUCAUUGUCAGGGCAGUUGUUAGGGAAAUAAUGAUUGUGUGACAAAUGGCUGACCGGUACUGUUAUCAAUCUUUUUUUUAAAGAACUUUUCAUACAUAUUAUUACUACUUUCAUUAUAACUGUAUUGCAAAUGUUAUCCACAUUAUCAAUCUGAGGCAUUAUUUUAUUGCAGUAUGCUGUACAUAAAAUAGAUAGAAAAUACUUUUUCAUCUGUAAAAGGGAAGUAUGUCCUGUGUAAAGCAUAUAUGGAAACUAAAGGAACUCAAAUUAACAAGUACCAAAUCACUGGCCGUGCCCCAGGUCACCUCUAAUGCUGAUGGAUCAUAACCUUAAUGCUCAGCAGAGUUGGUAAAGGAAUGAUAAAAUCCACGCCUAAGAUGUUUGGGAAUUGCCCAAAAAGUUGGUUAAACUAUGGGAAAUAUUUUUUUCUCUCUUUAUGUAAUGAAGUAGGAUGCAGUAUUUCUUGCAGUUUGAACCACACUUGCCGAUUACACUCAAUGAUAUUCAUUGUAAUUAUGAUCUAACCUGAAACAGUUUGAUCAAGUAAACUGUGUUUUAUUUGUUGGAUUAAUUAACAGAGGUUGUUAUUAGGCUUAUUAGACAAGAUUGUUGUGGCUGCAACCUAAAAAAAAUUUUUUUUAACAUUGGUCCCAUAUGAAUUCCUUCAUGAACAUUUUUAAAAGUGAUCUGAGAGUAUAUCUAAAAAAUUAAACAUUAAACAUGGCUGUGAUGUAGGUGACCUGGGACGCAGGUGCUAUGUUUUUUUGUGCACAAGCUAUCUCUACCCAAUCAAAAUGUUCAAGCAGCCUGUAAAAAUGGCUGAUUGUCUUCAUGUAUACUCCUCCUCGUAUUUCAUUGUGUCUUUUUAUGAAAAAUAACACAUUCUCAAUAAUCUUGUUAAUAUUAUUACUGAUGCUCCUGAUAAUAAUACAGUUAUUAACUGCCCUCUUAUGCUACACUAUUGCAUACUGUAUGCACAGUUACACCUCUUGCUCAUCUGUUUCUUCCCUUAAGGAGAAUAAAGAUCAAAUGAGUUCAUAUGAAAA
Molecule: messenger RNA, 4700 nt
Organism: Micropterus dolomieu (smallmouth bass)
Lineage: Eukaryota; Metazoa; Chordata; Actinopteri; Centrarchiformes; Centrarchidae
Gene: znf384a
Product: zinc finger protein 384 a
Exons: 12
Coding region: 315-2165 (616 amino acids)
Biological process (GO): regulation of transcription by RNA polymerase II; central nervous system development
Cellular component (GO): nucleus
Molecular function (GO): RNA polymerase II cis-regulatory region sequence-specific DNA binding; DNA-binding transcription factor activity, RNA polymerase II-specific
Source: RefSeq, a predicted model, not a curated record